GAAGAAGGCAAUGAAGGUGGUGCAGGUGCUGUCUCAGGCCGUCCGCAAGGCAGCAGAGGACGCAGACGGGCGCAAGCAGCGCUCGCUCAAAGACGCAGAGGAGAUGCUUCGAAGGGAGAACGAAAAGGCAGCCGCAGCUGCCGGUAUUGGUGGGUAUGGUGGUGCGGCCGUGCCUGCUGCCAAGCCUCUCAGCAGCUUUGGCGGCGGAGCCUCGGCAGCGGCGCCAGUGGGUGGUUAUGGCUCAUCUGCUGGUUUGGCCGCCAAGCCUAGUAGUGUGUCGAAUUGGGGCGGGGGGAGCGGGGCAGCAGCAGCGGCACCUAGCCCGUGGGCGGUGGCAGCUUGAUAUAGUAAUUGCGGAGCACAGAGGCACAUAUGGUGUUAAUUUGAGGUGGUGUCGGGGCAUGCGUAGCAGGCUCUGCAGUGGUGCAUGACAGGAGGAGUUGAUUUGAUAUGAGUGACAGGGGAGCAGAGCAAACAAGGACACCAGGGCAGGGGGGCAGGCAGGGGGAGGCGUUGGGGGAGGCGUGGGAGCAACACAGGAGGUAGCUCUGGCUGGGGCACUGGCAGCGGGGGCAGCUUGAUAUGACUGAGAGGGGAACACAGAUGGUGACAGCAACACAGAUGGUGUUGUUUAUGUAAGGUGGUAUGUUAGCACAGUCAACAGGCACUCUGCAGUGGUGCACAACAGGAGGGGGUCUGGAUGGGGCACUGGCAGUGUUGGCAGCUUGAUAUGAUUGUGCUUCUGUCCCACAUGGUGCUGAUACAUACGUCUUGCUGUAGCAGCAGGCUUUGUUGAUAUGGCUCGGUGUUUUUGUGGCUCGGCGUUUAUGUGGCUCGGCGUUUACGUGGCUCGGCGUUUACGUGGCUCGGCGUUUACGUGGCUCAAUGUGUCACUGUACCGGCACCUCUGGAGAUGGCUGUACUGUGUGACGGGCUCUGUUUAUAUGGCUCAGCGGGUUGCCACCACCAACCAUAGUACCGGUACCUCUGGCUGCUGGAUAUGGUGAUCCUGUUGAGUGUGGGAGUGUGGGUAAUGUUACAGAAUUCUUAUUGCCUUCAUAUAAGAUGACAUACACUCUACAACCAGCAGACCCUCAAGGUGUUUAUCCAUUU
This is a messenger RNA of Closterium sp. NIES-67, 1113 nucleotides long. The record is from the annotation of a GenBank genome assembly. Lineage: Eukaryota; Viridiplantae; Streptophyta; Zygnematophyceae; Desmidiales; Closteriaceae.